This is a messenger RNA of Penicillium argentinense, 234 nucleotides long. RefSeq lists its product as uncharacterized. The transcript has a single exon. Bases 1 to 234 code for a protein of 77 amino acids. Gene Ontology annotation, cellular component: nucleus. NCBI's taxonomy places the organism in Eukaryota, Fungi, Ascomycota, Eurotiomycetes, Eurotiales, Aspergillaceae. Gene Ontology annotation, biological process: cellular response to starvation. The record is from RefSeq and is a predicted model, not a curated record. Gene Ontology annotation, molecular function: RNA polymerase II transcription regulatory region sequence-specific DNA binding; DNA-binding transcription factor activity.
AUGAACGUGGACGCCAAGAACGGCUCUCCGGCCGCGGAGGAGGAUCGCGACUCUGCCGAUAUCACGGAGCAUUCGGAGACCAUGGGCUCUGGUCGGGAUAAUACGAAUGGCGAGGCGAAGGAGAAUGGGCGCAAGUCGACUAGCGCCAAGGACCCCUCGCGACCGCGCCGGAAGAAGGCGCGGCGGGCGUGCUUUGCCUGUCAGCGAGCGCAUUUGACUUGCGGUAUGCAUUGA